GUCGCGGUCACAUCGAAACCCGAUAAUCGGUUGGUCGACAGGAAAAGAACGAUGAAGCAUCAAGUACAAGUCGACGAGGAGUACGACAAGCUGAUCAGGCCCAUCCUGGUAAUCAGCAAAUUGAUCGCCGUCUGGCCCUUGAAAGAAGAUCGUCCUUUCAGCGCGACCGUGUUCAGAAUCUGCCACGUGGUCUUCUUGCUUUUCAUGCUUCUCUCGCUGUCCAUCGCCUUGACCAUCGACAUAUUUUACAACACCAACGAUGUAGACGAGGUGAACGAGCGUAUUUUAUUCGGCUGUGUCUGUUAUCUCUCCGUGAUACGCGUCAUCAUCUUCUCGUUUCAUCAGAAGGACAUUCUCUAUGUGAUCGAGGCCAUGAGGAACGACUGGAUCGGCUCGUCUUACGAGGAGAGAGCUAUCCUGAGGAACAAGUGUCUGCUUGCGUACCGACUCGCCAAAUACUUCAUAACCGUAAUAGUCGGAAACGGAUUCGUGUACGUGCUCGUACCAAUUUUCGAGAUGAAUUUUCUAUCGGAUGUGGAGAGGACGCUUCCCUUUCACGGUUAUUUUUUCGCCAAUCAGACAGUCUCGCCGAUCUACGAGUACCUGUAUGUCGUCGAUGCAAUCGGUGGUUUGUCAGCGGGUUGGACGGUCGCUAGUGCGACUAGUUUCACUCUCAUCGUGGCAAUACACGGAUCAGUGAAAUUCAUGAUGCUGCAGAGGAGGCUGGAGACGAUAAAGAGGGAUGAUCCCGAUGUCGACAGAGUCAUCGCCAACUGCAUCAGGCGUCAUCAAGAUGCAAUCACUUUCGCGGAUGCGUUCGAGAGGAUUUCAAAUCUCUUGGUGUUAGGACAGUUUGUUACUAGCAUCGGUCUGGUUUGUUUUGCGGGAUUUCAACUCGCCAUAAUGCUGCACGAUAACAUACAGCUAUAUCAGACCUUGAUCUUUCUGAUCUUGACUAUCCUCGAGUUAUACAUGUUCAGUCUAAGUGGAAAUAAAUUAAUAAUCGAGAGCGACGCCGUUGGCGAAUCGGCUUACCGGAGCGAUUGGAUCGGCGGCACUUUUGGCCGAAGCCUGCAAAUCGUGAUGAUACGGUCGAGAAUUCCCUCCAGGAUCACCGUCGGCAAGUUCUGCGACGUGUCUCUCAGAAGCUUCACCCAAGUGCUCAGUACGUCUUUCUCCUACAUGAUGGUCCUAUUCACGAUCAUGACCGAAGAAUAAGAAUCGCGGUGCCGGAGUUCCAUCUGACAGAGAGAAUAUGCUUGAGAAAGACGGUUACAGAAGGCGAUUAGCGACAGCAUCGUCUAGUGAUAGGAGAGAGUGCCUUGGGGAGUUCCUCAAGUAGACGUCUAGCGCCUGGAAGAAUCUACUCAUCGCUACUUGGGGUCCCUCCUUAUAUCCUUAUAUGCUGCGUGUUGGAUCUUGUUUGCGAGAGAACGCGCCGCGCCGCAAGCAAGCCGGUGGCAGUGGCGCCAUGUACUAUUCUGAAGCGCCUGGCGCUUCAUUGACUUGUGGCUGUCACGUAGGCCGGCCGCAACUUUUAUAUCGUAUAGUGGUGGUGUCAUGCCUUUAAUCCUUUUUUUAGCAUCAAUUAAAAUUUUCUAUAUUUGUGGAUUUAUUCGAACUAUAUUUAUGGCAAAUUUUAUUAAAAUUGGAA
Messenger RNA from Ooceraea biroi (clonal raider ant), 1654 nucleotides. RefSeq names its product putative odorant receptor 92a. The record is from RefSeq and is a predicted model, not a curated record. Lineage: Eukaryota; Metazoa; Arthropoda; Insecta; Hymenoptera; Formicidae. Gene Ontology annotation, molecular function: olfactory receptor activity; odorant binding. Gene Ontology annotation, biological process: detection of chemical stimulus involved in sensory perception of smell; sensory perception of smell. Gene Ontology annotation, cellular component: plasma membrane.